Molecule: messenger RNA, 1887 nt
Organism: Micromonas commoda
Lineage: Eukaryota; Viridiplantae; Chlorophyta; Mamiellophyceae; Mamiellales; Mamiellaceae
Exons: 1
Coding region: 1-1887 (628 amino acids)
Source: RefSeq, a predicted model, not a curated record
AUGAGCGCAACGGUGCAACCCUCGGCGGUGGCGCGCGGGUGGGCGGAGAGGCGUGGUUUACCCCCGCGACGCGUUCGCAGGAACCACGCCGGCCGCCUGGCUCCCCACUUCGCCAACGUCAGACCCGCGAAGUUCGUCCUCAGCAGCGGGGGCGGCAUGGGCCUGCGCGAGGGCGCCCCGGAGGAGACGCACCGAGAUUCGCACCAACCGCCCCUCCCCUCGGCGGUCUACAACCCCAACCAGGGGAAGACCAAGGGCGACGACGAGAUGCCAGAGCUCUUUAACAACGUCGUGCACGAGCGCGGCGGACGGAUCCGCGCGCACGCGUCCAAGUGGGACUCCCUUCGCGACGAGCUCGGCGCCGCGAAAACCUCCUUCGGCAUGAGCCUGGGCGACCCGUUGGGCAAGAAUGCCGCGUCAGCCGGGCCCAAGGUAUCGACGGAAGCGACGCGGGGCGACGGCGAGACCGCGGACGAUACCCCUCCCGCGACGGGUAAGGCGGCAAAGCCCGCGGAAGAGCUCGAGGAGCUCUUGAUGUCCAAGAUGAGGACCACGCGCCCGACCGGCGAGACGAAGAAGUCGCAGCAACCCGCGAAGGCGAAGAAGGAGGAGCCGAAGAAGGAGAAGAAGGAUGCGUUCUCAGCAGCCGUGGAGAUCAAGGCGAAGGAGCGCGAGGAGAAGGAGAAGAGGGAUAAGAACAAGACGACGAAAAGGAAGGACGAGAAGGACGAGACGAAGCGCGUGCUCGCGUUCGAGAAGAAGGACUGGACCAGGACCGUCGUGGAGGGCGCCGAGGUUCUCUUCCUCUGCGCGGCUGGCGGCAUCAAAGCCGCGCAGGCGUUUGCGUCUCGACGCGAACUCGCCGCGCGUUCCACCAAGCGCGUCGCGAGGAACGGGACCGCGACGGUGGCGGUGGCGGCAUCACCGACUCCCGCGCGUCCCCCGCCCGCGGCCAUCGCGCAGUUGGGCUGGGCCGCGGACGGCGCGCUCAUCGGCGCUCUCGCCGCGAGCGCGUUUCUGCGCAGGACGGGCGCGAGCAACAACGUCGUCGGCCGGGUGGUGGAGGGAUCCGUCGCGGUGGCGGAGACGCCCGCGAGCGUCGGCGUCGGCGCCGAGUCGGCACCCGUCUCGGCAACCCUCUCGGCACCCGCCUCGGCACCCGUCGUGGACCCCGCGGACCUCGAGUCGGUCAUCGCGAGGGUUCGCGCCAAGUCCCGGCGCCUUCGCGACGAGCUCUCCAACUCUCGCGUGGAGGCGGCCAAGGCGGCUGAGGCUGCCGUGAAGGCCGCCGCGGCCUCCCCGGGCUCCUCCGCCGUGGAGCCCGACAAGCUCAAGGACGUUCUGAAGGCUGUGAACCUCGCCCUCGAGGAGAAGGACGAGAUGGAGAAGGCUGUGCAGCUUCAGAAGGCUGCGAUGGAGGCGACGGCGCGAGCCGAGGCUGCGGAGCGCAUCGCCAAGGACAACGCGGAGCGAGCCAAGAUGGCGGAGGAGCGCGAGGAGAAGAUCGCAGAUCGGUUCUCCAAGGAAGCCGACCGCGCGCUCGAGUCCCUGCGAUACCUGUCGUCCCUCAAGGACCAGCAAAGCCAAAUGGAGACGUGGACCACCGAGACCACCGUUCGAAGAACCGGGCCCGGUCCCUUCCCCCCGGGAUUCAACCCGGAUACCGCGGCGGCGGCGGCCGCAGCAGCAGCCGCCGCCGCACAGCAGCAGCAGCGGCAGCAGGUCCAGCAGCAGCGGGCUAACUCCCUCGGCGCAGGUCAGGAUAGGGGAUACAUCGAAGCUUUCGACGUGGAGAUUGGCCGCGACGUCGAGGCGGAGUGGCUCGGGUCGGAACCCGACGCCGAGGUCGAUUCCGACGACGAGGAAAACGUUCGGCGCGGCGUGUGA